Messenger RNA from Momordica charantia (bitter melon), 2938 nucleotides. Its product is annotated as CDP-diacylglycerol--serine O-phosphatidyltransferase 1. The record is from RefSeq and is a predicted model, not a curated record. Gene Ontology annotation, molecular function: L-serine-phosphatidylethanolamine phosphatidyltransferase activity. Gene Ontology annotation, biological process: phosphatidylserine biosynthetic process. Lineage: Eukaryota; Viridiplantae; Streptophyta; Magnoliopsida; Cucurbitales; Cucurbitaceae.
UAGUUUUACGUUUCUGUUGAUGAGGUUGCAUUAAAAAUCUUUGACCACUGCUCAUCAAAUCUCUACUCUGAUCACUUAACAAGGGCUAUGAACGCAUAGCCUUUGGCAUAGGUUAUUUAAGGCAUUAUUAGGAAACAGUCUGUAAAGUUUGGAGCAUUGUGUGGGAUCAUAUUUGUGGAAAAGUGGUUUUCCCUUUCGAUAAACAAGUUUGACUUGAGAUUUGAGAAUCCCUUUUGGACUUUGAAGGAUAGGUAUCCAAUUGAUGGGUGGAAUAUGGAAGUUGUUUUGAUUGGACUUGAUUGGAAGUUCAUUGUGAGACUAUUGUGAUUGGUCAUGAAUGUCACAAUCAGCCAAAGGGAAAUCUGUAGGGACCAUUCAUUUGGAUGGGCAUAGAGGAUUAGAUUUCACAUGCUUCUAUGGAAUGUUUUCUUAAUCAUAUCACCUAAUGGCUCUUUCUGCUCACCUUUUUUGACUGGAGCACAAUGAUCUCAUUAAUUUCCUUGUGUGAAUAUCUAUAGAUUCUGUAAUGAUUUAGAGUAUCAGAUUUUCAUUGCUAAGAAGGUCUUUCUUUAAUCAUGUGAACUUCAUCCGAGGAAUAAUGUUUCUAUUUAUCUUUAGAAUGUCUUUUUAGUUUUUUCCUUGUCCAGUUAUCAUAUUUGCCCACCAUUGUUGGCUUAAUGAGUUUCAUGUUUAUCCGUGAUUCAUUAGUCGGUUUUUGUUAAUCAAUAUAUGCCACUCUUUGACAUACCUCCAUUGAAUUUUUUUUGGAAGGUGCCAUUUUCAGCCUUUAAAUCUUUGUAACAGUACUUGUUGCUUCUUUACUUGUUAAAGGGCUAAAAAGAAUGGACUUCAUUUCUAGAAUUAUGUUUAGUCUAGUCUAAACACAAAAAUAAGUAAGCAGGACCAGAAGUUUAAUUUGAAAAUGAUGAGAUCAUAUUGGGAGGUAAAUAUCAGAAUUGGAACUUGAAGGUUUUCAAUGUGUAGUAUGGUAAAUGAAAGUUGAGUAAAAUUUAGUUUUUCCAAAUAAUCUAGAACGCACAUGUCAUUUCUAUUAUUUUGGAAGUAUAUGAUUUGGAGUUGAGUGUUUCGAGCAGCUGAAUACUUUUUGAUUGUCCAACCAACUUUUGAUUUCUCUACUAAUAUAUUUUUAUCAUUGAGGCGGGCAUGUAUCACCAAAUUGUAUUCUCUAGUCGUACUGCCUUACCUAUUUAUAAGGAUGGUAUUUCUGUGUUCUGACUAAACUUCUGCCUGGUGUUCUUAAAGUUAGCAAGCUGUAUAGUCUCAAGGAAUGGCCAUGGAGCCUGAUGGACCUAAACGAGCGAGGAGAAGAAAUCAUUUUGUUCAAGAAAAUGGUGACUCUAAUUCAUUAAGCAUGGGUGAAGAUCUUGAUCCCUGGACUGCAUGGGCGUACAAGCCUCGCACUAUUUCGUUGUUACUUAUUGGUGCAUGCUUCCUUAUCUGGGCCAGUGGAGCCCUUGAUCCUCAAAACGCCACACAUGAGGAUAGCGCUACAUCGGUUAAAAGGGGUGUAUGGGCAAUGAUUUCAGUAUUUCUUGCCUAUUGUUUGCUCCAAGCCCCAUCGACGAUUUUGAUUAGGCCACAUCCAGCAAUUUGGCGUUUGGUACAUGGAAUGGCCGUCAUUUAUUUGAUAGCGCUUACUUUUUUGCUUUUUCAGAGUCGCGACGAUGCUCGACAGUUUAUGAAGUUUCUCCAUCCCGACCUUGGUGUUGAGCUUCCGGAAAGGUCAUAUGGUGCUGAUUGUCGCCUUUAUAUACCUGAUAAUCCCAGAAGCAGGUUUAAGAAUGUUUAUGAGACGCUUUUCGAUGAAUUUGUUCCAGCUCAUAUCAUUGGAUGGUGGGGCAAGGCUAUAAUGAUUCGUAACCAAGCUCUACUUUGGGUAUUAUCGAUUGGGUUUGAAAUGAUGGAGUUAACCUUUCGCCACAUGUUGCCAAACUUCAAUGAGUGCUGGUGGGACAGUAUCGUUCUUGAUAUUUUGAUUUGUAACUGGUUUGGCAUCUGGGCAGGAAUGCGUACGGUUCGGUACUUCGAUGGUAAAACGUACAAGUGGGUCGGUCUAAGUCGUCAACCUAAUAUUAUUGGAAAAGUCAAGCGGACACUGGGGCAGUUCACACCAGCACAGUGGGACAAAGACGAGUGGCACCCGUUGCUUGGUCCAUGGCGUUUCAUCCAAGUUAUCAGUCUUUGCAUCGUCUUCCUGACGGUAGAGCUCAAUACAUUCUUUUUGAAGUUCUCUCUCUGGGUGCCCCCUAGGAAUCCUGUGAUCAUAUACAGGCUAGUCUUGUGGUGGCUAAUUGCAAUCCCGACAAUUCGCGAGUAUAAUUCCUACCUACAAGAUCGGAAGCCCGUGAAGAAAGUUGGCGCAUUUUGUUGGCUCUCGCUUGCAAUUUGCAUCAUUGAACUUCUUAUUUGUAUAAAGUUUGGACAUGGUUUAUAUCCCAAACCAAUGCCCCUUUGGCUGGUACUCUUCUGGGUCACCAUCGGGGCUGCGCUCGUAUUAUUCAUUCUAAUUUGGUCGUGGCAAUUGCAUAAAAGUUUAGCAAGAAAGAAGCAAUGAUCUCGGCAGUGGCGGUAGAUUAUUCUUUGGUUUCUUCCUGGUCAAAAGGGGGAUUCUCAUGUAAAUAUUUUAUUACCUACAUUGAUUGUACAUGAUUUUCCUCUUAGAAAAGGGUCUAAUUUCCCAGAUGAGCAAAUCUUCUUCUUUUUGGGAAUUCUGUUUCCUGAGUGGAAAAUUUCCUAUUCUUUUCCUAGAUUUUAGGAUGCAAAGGUUACGGUUGGUUUUUGCUUUAUUCUUCUGUCUUUUCUUUUUUCUUUUCUUUUUUACCUUUUUCUUUUUGUGGGGGAUGUGGGUGUGUUUCUUGGGUUUUCAUUUUACCUGUUUAUUUAGUUUUGUAUGUUUUGGAUCCAUGUUUGAUCUUUA